AUGUCAUACCCUCCCACCCAUCAUCAUCCUCCCUCUUCCUCUUCCUCCUCCUCUUCCUCCUCCUCUUCCAAAUCAGAGCGACAACCACCACCUCCCAAUCCUUCCAGUCGCUCUCCCGCGCCUGAUCCGCCCCUCGCGGCCCCCAAAUCCCCUAGAUCGGGCCUGAGUCGGGCCGUUCACAGCCUGCUGGGUGCCCCGCAGCCCAGCCCAAGCUCGUCUGGCAGUGGAAGCAUCUUUUCCGCCAGUCGUCUGAAUCUCCGGAACACUGUCGAACCACUCGUCUCAUCACCUCUGCGCAUCAGUUCCUCAAUGGCGUCUGCUCCAAGCUCUCCGGAGCGCUCCAGGCGCGAGACCGAGGAUGCGCCGCGGCGAUCCUUGGAUCAGCUGCCCAAUGAUCCUGACCGUCCCGCAACGACAGGCCAUGCGGUUGGUCUGGACGAAAAUUCAACCCAACCGACACUGGAUCCGCCGACCCCUAAGAAACGCAAAGAUAAAGCUCACGGCCGUGGUGCCAUGGCUGCUGUUAUGUUCGGCUUGGAAUCAAAAUUCUUGCCUAAGAGCUUCAUCCGUGGACGGGACUUGGGCCGGGAGUCGUCGAGACGCGGCUCGUCGCUGGACUCCCGGUCUGACUCGUCUAUUUCUCGUCUGGGUCGCCCACUGUCUCCCGGUGCCCGGUUUCUCAACGUGGGCUCGUCAAAACCCAACACAGAUCGGAGCAAGCUGAUUAACAUGGAAGAACACAACAAGUCGGAUGAGGGUUUGGCCAAACGUACCAACGUUCUGCCUGAUUAUGUGAAACCCUCCGAGCAGGAGGAUUCCGGCGAGCGCUUGGCUAAGGAUGUGUUUGACCGCGAGAAAAAUAUGAUUGAAAGCAGCGAAGAAGAGGAUGAGGGAAGCUCGAGCGACGAAGAACCCCUUUCCCAGACUUCAUCACUGCAAGCAGACGAAAAGAAAGGCCCUGAAGGUCCUGACCUCAGCGCUAUCACCCAGAGCGCAUUUGAAACCACCAAGGACGACAAAGCGCCUGCCGUCUCUGAAGAAGAACAAAACUCACCCGAGAAGCCGACUGAUGAGAAGAAGCCCCGGAAAUCCGCGUUGAAAGCCAUCGUGCAUCCGCAGACCAGCUUUGACAUCCAGACUCCGAAUACGCAAUCGGCAGCCAACACCCCUUACGGCUCAGAUGAUGAGGACGAGAUGGUAGACAUCAAGCGAGCUCAGAAGCUCGGCAUUUCCAUGUCCGCGAUUGACAAUCUUGUGCCUAACCGAUCUAUCCGCACGAUCGUCCGGGGAGAUUACAAUGGUCUGCAAGAGGAAGCUGAUCAUGGCCGCCUCCGCCAACGCAAGUACCUAGUCGCCACAGAUCUGAGCGAGGAGUCCGUGUACGCGCUGGAAUGGACAAUUGGGACCAUUCUCCGCGAUGGUGAUACCAUGUUCGCUCUCUACGUUGUGCAUGAAGACUCCAAUAUGUCCUCGGGCCAAGUCGGUGAAGGCGCGAAAGCGAUUCGGGAUGCGAACGCUGUUGUGCGUUCCCAGACGAGAGAAGCAACCCAGAACACGGGCGGAUCGCGCACAAUCCUGGGUCGUCUAGGCCCGGGAUCCACCCCGAGAGCUUCGAUUGACAUGCGCGCAUCUCCCAAAGCGGAGGCUGAGCGAGUAAAGGCUGUUGAGCAAGUGUCUAACACGUGCGUGAAGCUGUUGCGGAAGACUCUCCUACAGGUUCGCAUUGCUGUGGAGGUUAUCCACUGCAAGAACCCGAAGCUUUUGGUUACUGAAGCCGUGAGUUUUGGAUCUUUUGGAUCUCACUACUGCAGAAUCUAUCCCGCUAAUAACGAUCAGGUUGAUGAACUAGAGCCCACCCUCGUGAUCGUCGGUGCUCGAGGUCAGAGUGCUUUGAAGGGUGUCCUUCUCGGUUCUUUCUCGAACUACCUGCUCUCCAACUCCUCGGUGCCUGUCAUGGUCGCACGUCGCAAGCUCAAACGACACCAUUCCAAGGGCCGGAACAAGACCAACGUGCGCCUGUCCAAUAACCUCACGACCCCGAAGAGUCUCAUCCAUGCCAAAGUGGACUGA
Penicillium riverlandense is the source of this 2070-nucleotide messenger RNA. Its product is annotated as universal stress protein family domain protein. NCBI's taxonomy places the organism in Eukaryota, Fungi, Ascomycota, Eurotiomycetes, Eurotiales, Aspergillaceae. The record is from RefSeq and is a predicted model, not a curated record. Bases 1 to 2070 code for a protein of 689 amino acids. The transcript is spliced from 3 exons.